UGGGCAGCCUUGCCGGCCACGGACCGCCGGAGCUGAGUCGCCGAUGUGGAGCCCUGAGCUCUUUCUCCUCCCAAGCCCCGAGCCCGCGGUGCCCUAGCUCCUUUUCGCCUUCGCCCUGGAAAGGCGGGGAAAAGAGGGACAUUAACCCGAAGAGAGAAAGAAGGGGGUGAAAAGGGAAAAGCCAGCGUCUCUCCGGAGGCAAUUUCCCAUUGCCCUCUCAACAAACGGCGCGGCAGAAAGUUUAGGGGACGACUUUCACUCAUUUUUGCGCCCCGUUUUUUUUGCCAGACCCUAAAAUGAAAGGACAAAAUUUGGCUCCGACUCUUGCAGCUCUGAUGGCGACUUGUGCGUUUUCAGCGGCAUCUCCUGGAGAAAAAGCCAUGCGCGCCUGAUUGUUCUGUGGCCCCAAGGCUGCAGUGGGUGUGUGUGUUUGGGUGUGUGUCUCUGUGUGUACACAGACGUCCGCACUCUAACUAGGCUGCAGGAUCAGCCCCUGGAAGCAGACGUUUCGGCCACAAACCGAGAGAGGAGGAGCUGGAGAUCAGGAGGCGUGAGCCGCCAGAAGUUUGCAGAAUCCGUGGUGUGAAUGAACUGGGGGCACCUGGGCGCAGGGAUCGGCCCCCCUUCCCCCGCCUCGGGCCAGAGUUGAGUAGUGGGUUUUUUUUUUUUUCACUCUCUUGUGAAGAAUUUUUUUUUAUUAUUUGUUGUAAAGUCUUUUGCACAAUCACGCCCACAUUUGGGGUUGGAAAGCCCUAAUUACCGCCGUCGCUGAUGGACGUUGGAGAGGGAGCGCCUCGCGGCGGAGCAGUAGUCUGCGCGCCCUCGCCGGACCCGCGGCUCCCUCUUUGCGCCCCGGCGCGGCCCUGCUUCGGCUGCUGGCUCGAGCUCCUCCGCGCCCCCUCGAUUCCUGGGCGCAUCUCAGCGCUACCCCAGCUCGGAAGUCCAGGCCCGGGCGCCAGUGCCCGCUUCGGCUCAGGUUCAUUGCGCCCACCCGACGCGCCCGGUAGGACUUCUCAGCCCUGCUCCAGAUCGUCCCCCUAGGCUUAACCCGGCCGCUCCGCUUGGAUUCCUUGGCUGCCCUCGCUCGGGUGGCGACUUCCUCCCCGCACCCCCUCCCCCUCGCCAUGAAGAGUGGAAUAUUAAGCCCAGGAGUGGCUUUGAGGACGGCUGGAAGUGCAAUGUCUUCCAAGUUCUUCCUAAUGGCUCUGGCCAUAUUUUUCUCCUUCGCCCAGGUUUUAAUAGAAGCCAAUUCUUGGUGGUCGCUAGGUAUGAAUAACCCUGUUCAGAUGUCAGAAGUAUAUAUCAUAGGAGCACAGCCUCUCUGCAGCCAGCUGGCAGGACUUUCUCAAGGACAGAAGAAACUCUGCCACUUGUAUCAGGACCACAUGCAGUACAUUGGAGAAGGCGCGAAGACAGGCAUCAAAGAAUGCCAGUAUCAGUUCAGACAUCGAAGAUGGAACUGCAGCACUGUGGAUAACACCUCAGUCUUUGGCAGGGUUAUGCAGAUAGGCAGCCGCGAGACGGCCUUCACGUACGCGGUGAGCGCCGCGGGGGUGGUGAACGCCAUGAGCCGGGCGUGUCGCGAGGGCGAGCUGUCCACCUGCGGCUGCAGUCGCGCCGCGCGCCCCAAGGACCUGCCGCGAGACUGGCUGUGGGGCGGCUGCGGCGACAACAUCGACUAUGGCUACCGCUUCGCCAAGGAGUUCGUGGACGCGCGCGAGCGGGAGCGCAUCCACGCCAAGGGCUCCUACGAGAGCGCGCGCAUCCUCAUGAACCUGCACAACAACGAGGCGGGCCGAAGGACGGUGUACAACCUGGCCGAUGUGGCCUGCAAAUGCCACGGAGUGUCUGGCUCAUGUAGCCUCAAGACGUGCUGGCUGCAAUUGGCAGACUUCCGCAAGGUGGGUGACGCCCUAAAGGAGAAGUAUGACAGCGCCGCGGCCAUGCGGCUCAACAGCAGAGGCAAGUUGGUGCAGGUCAACAGCCGCUUCAAUUCACCCACCACGCAGGACCUGGUCUACAUCGACCCCAGUCCCGACUACUGCGUGCGCAACGAGAGCACGGGCUCCCUGGGCACGCAGGGCCGUCUCUGCAACAAGACGUCGGAAGGCAUGGACGGCUGCGAGCUCAUGUGCUGUGGCCGCGGCUACGACCAGUUCAAGACCGUGCAGACGGAGCGCUGCCACUGCAAGUUCCACUGGUGCUGCUACGUCAAGUGCAAGAAGUGCACGGAGAUCGUGGACCAGUUUGUGUGCAAAUAGUGGGCGCCUGCCCGUCACCCAGCCCCACUCCCAGGACCCACUUAUUUAUAGAAAGUACAGUGAUGCUGGUUCUUUUUUUUUUUCUUUUUAAAAAAUAUUUUUUAUUUUUUCCCCAAGAAUUACAAGCAGAACCAUAUUUUUUUUUCUGUUACCAUCUAAGAACUCUGUGGUUUAUUAUUAAUAUUAUAAUUAUUAUUUGGCAAUAAUGGGGGGUGGGAACCAAGAAAAAAAAUAUUUAUUUUGUGGAUCUUUGAAAAGGUAAUACAAGACUUUGCUAAUAUAGGAUGAGGGGAUUACAACACACCCCCCAACUUAGCUGCCUGGAGGUAGUGUGCAUCCAGAAAGUAAAUACAUUUUUUUUUUCUUCUCAACUCCGGAGUCAUAUGGGAUGGGUUAGGAUCAGUUGCAAGAGGAUGGUGCAGGUCUGCUUGAGAUUCUGCCUCUGUGACCAAAAUGAGUUGUAAAUGCUCUGGUGCAAAAUAAAAGGUCUUGUAACAAAAAAAAGAGAGAGAGAAAAUGAGAUACUGCCUCCUCCUGCCACUUCCCAGGGGCUGCCAGCCUGCUUUUAUAUUUCCAAAAUGAUCAUGUUAAAUAUAAGAGCAAGAAUCUUGAUCUUCAAAGAAAAAAAGGUAUAUCAUAUAUCUCAUUCUUCUCACAUAUUCCAUGUACAGAUGGUCUUAUUCUAAUAGCUGGUGCAACUUGGGUAGCAGAGAGGAAAGUCCCCAGAAAUUUAAAAAAAAAAUUGCAAGCUUCUAGAUGGAGGCCAUGAUCGGAAGGUGUUCUCCCCAAAUGAUUCCGGCUAUUAUUUUGAUCCAAAUGAUUUUGCAUAAUAUUUUGUUUGGGGAGGGAGCAUUAGCUUGAUUAUAAGGAAAAAAAUAUCUUGUGAUUUUCUUAGGGAUACUUGGUUCAUAAAGGCUAGUAAUGAAAAUAAUGCAUGAAUUCCAUCCACAAAUCCUCAGGCCAAACAGCAAGCUGAUUGCAUAGAGUUCCACACUGCACCAGAACAGAAAACCCAAUUUGAGGGGGGGAAAAAAAAAAGUGAAAUCCACCUUCCCACUUGACCCCAAGCCCUCUCUGGUCUCUCUGUGCCGUGAUGUGAUGCUGGCCACGCUUCCAAACGGCAGCUCCGCUGGGUCCCCUUUGAUUAUAGGACAGGAAAUGAAAUAUGAGGAGUUCCACUUGGAAAACAGUGCGCUACUUAGGGAUUUUUUUUUUCCUAAAACUUUUAUUUUGAAGUGCAGUAACUUCGUAUGUUUCAAUGACAUUACUCGGCUAACAGAGUUCACAGAGAUGUCCCAGUGAUUUGCUGUUAUAAUCCUGUGUUGAGACUAUCCACCCGUGCUUUUCCUAUUUUACUGCAGGUGUACCCCAAAACUGUUCCUAAUAUACUUGAACAGUUGCAUUUAUAAGGGGGGGAGAAUGUGGUUUAAUGGUGCCUGAUAUCUCAAGUCUUUUGUACAUAACAUAUAUAUAUAUAUAUACAUAUAUAAAUAUAAAUAUAAUUAUAUCUUGGUGCAGCCAGUGAUCUAGAUUUACUGUUUACUCGGGGCUUAUUUUUCUGUCUGGAGCAUUGUCGUCCUUCACUGCAAUUUAUCCAGUUGGGAUUUUUCCAAUUUUUUUUUUUUUUUUUUUGAGUCUUGAGCUUGGCCUGUGGCCCUUGCCGAGCACCAGGAAGCAAGCUGGUUUCUGAGGAAGCUUGACAGUCUGACUGGCUGAAGUGCAUGUUGAUUUGGAGAUUGUUUUCCUCUUUCCUGUCCAACUUCUUUUCUCCUGCCUCCUUUUCUUUGUAGACUGUGUGGAGAGGGCAUUAUUUGUUCAAUGCAGGUAUGGAUGGUAAGAGGUACAACCCAGAAACAUUGUCAUCCCUUCUCACGGUGUUUAGCUCAUUCUGCAGAGUGGAAACUGGUACCUGUCAGACUUGAUGGCACUUAUUUGAAUCCCUAAGGAAAACCCAGUCCACUAUAUAGAAAGCUAGUUUUUUUUUAAAAACCAGGACACCUCUUUUCCCAAAGUGCCAUCAAGUGUGUCCCUAUCUCAAACUCACAUGGUUUUCAAGGUUUGGGACGAUGCACAUCACCCAUACCCUUUGUAGGCUUGGUGGCCUGCACAUCACCUCAGCCAGCUGUGGCUCUUAAUUUAUUGCACAAGGAUAUUCACUUCCCCUUAGUUGCAGUGAAUUGAAAGAAAAGAUCUUGAAAUUAAAAAAAGCACUAAUGAGUUUAAAAUGUCACUUUUUUUGGUUUUUAUUCUUCAAAAACCAUGAAGUACUUUUUUUUAUUUGCUAAAUCAGAUUGUGUUCCUUUUUAGUGAUUCACGUUUAUGAACAGAGUUGAGUUUAACGAUCCUAGCUUUUAAAAGAAACUAUUUAAUGUAAGAUAUUCUAUGUGUCAUUCAGAUAUUAUGUAUAUCUUCUAUGGCCUUUAUUUUGUACUUUUAAUGUACAUAUUUCCGUCUUGUGUGAUUUGUAUAUUUCACUGGUUUAAAAAACAAACAAACAUUGAAAGGCUUAUGCCAAUGGAAGAUAGAAUAAAUAAAAUAUUACUUGUAUAUUGGUAA
Messenger RNA from Ictidomys tridecemlineatus (thirteen-lined ground squirrel), 4817 nucleotides. RefSeq names its product Wnt family member 5A (gene Wnt5a). The record is from RefSeq and is a predicted model, not a curated record. Gene Ontology annotation, cellular component: extracellular region. NCBI's taxonomy places the organism in Eukaryota, Metazoa, Chordata, Mammalia, Rodentia, Sciuridae. Gene Ontology annotation, biological process: cell fate commitment; canonical Wnt signaling pathway; multicellular organism development. Gene Ontology annotation, molecular function: cytokine activity; frizzled binding.